Molecule: messenger RNA, 231 nt
Organism: Linum tenue
Lineage: Eukaryota; Viridiplantae; Streptophyta; Magnoliopsida; Malpighiales; Linaceae
Source: the annotation of a GenBank genome assembly
AACCCAAUGAUUUGGAUAAGGGUGGUCAACUGUAACCUGGGUUAGCUACUUCAACAUUGCAGAGGUGUUCAAGAAUUUCGGUGUACUAUUUUGGUCUAAUGCAACCAAAUGGAAGUAUGGAAAUGGAACUAUCCAACUAUGGUUUUUGCAUCAAUGGUGAAUGCUCUUUUUGUUCUUAAUCUAUGUAACGUUAAAUGUAGCUUUAAAUUCUGGAAAUGAAGAUAUGCUGAU